CAACUCCUGGAUGAUUACCCGAAAUGCUUCAUUGUGGGAGCAGACAACGUGGGAUCCAAGCAGAUGCAGCAGAUCCGUAUGUCGCUGCGUGGGAAGGCUGUUGUGCUGAUGGGGAAGAAUACGAUGAUGCGCAAAGCUAUUCGUGGUCAUCUGGAGAAUAACCCUGCCUUAGAAAAGCUGCUGCCUCACAUCCGUGGGAACGUGGGCUUUGUGUUCACCAAGGAAGAUCUGACUGAGAUCCGGGACAUGCUGCUGGCCAACAAGGUGCCAGCUGCUGCCCGUGCGGGUGCUAUUGCUCCUUGCGAUGUCACUGUGCCGGCCCAGAACACUGGUCUCGGACCUGAGAAGACCUCCUUUUUCCAAGCCUUGGGCAUCACCACGAAGAUUUCCAGAGGGACCAUUGAAAUUCUGAGCGACGUGCAGCUCAUCAAGACUGGAUCCCCCUUCUCUUUCGGGUUGGUGAUCCAGCAGGUCUUUGACAAUGGCAGCAUUUACAAUCCUGAAGUGCUGGACAUCACCGAGGAGACCUUGCACAAGCGCUUCCUGGAGGGUGUCCGUAACGUUGCCAGCGUCUGCCUGCAGAUUGGGUACCCAACCAUUGCUUCCGUGCCCCACUCCAUCGUCAACGGGUACAAGCGGGUCCUCGCCGUGGCAGUGGAGACUGACUACACCUUCCCGCUGGCUGAAAAGGUGAAAGCCUUCCUGGCAGACCCCUCUGCUUUUGUGGCGGCCAUCCCUGUGGUGGCCGAGGCGGCUGCACCGGCUGCUGCUGCUGCUGCUGCCCCGGCGAAAGAGGCAGCGAAGGAGGAAUCGGAGGAGUCUGAUGAGGACAUGGGCUUCGGUCUCUUUGACUAACAGCAGCCACCACCUGUCUGUUUGUGUCAGAGUUGGUCCAGUUGGAGAAAUAAAAGCCUAUUUUACACCUUCA
Tauraco erythrolophus (red-crested turaco) is the source of this 928-nucleotide messenger RNA. NCBI's taxonomy places the organism in Eukaryota, Metazoa, Chordata, Aves, Musophagiformes, Musophagidae. The record is from RefSeq and is a predicted model, not a curated record.